ACUCCGAUAUGAUGUAAGAAUAAAAAAAACUUACUCUAAAAAGUGGAACAAAAUUCAAUCAACUCCAAAAUUUAAGUUAAGUCUUGUCUCUGACUGAACUUCAUUACGAAGAAAGAGGGAGAGCGAGUAAUAUUAAGAGAAAAAUAGAGAAAACAAAUGCAAAAACCAAAACCCUAAAAAAAGAGGAAGAUUCGAACUCAAGUGAACAACUGUUUUAUCUUGAUGAUAUCACUCAAGCAAUUGGUCAAAAAACUAAAUUAAAGAUUUUUUUUUUAUUUUGGUGAUCGGAAGGGAAAAAACCGUUAAAUUUAGAGUCAAAUUUCUGUAGUUAGGAUUGAAGAUAUUGUAUUUUCAAGUUAGAAAAGGGAAAAAGACAAGCAAGUGGCCGUUCCCCAGUUUCAGUUAUGGUAAAUUGGUUCUCUCUAAUGGUUCAAACUCCAAAUCUUAUCCGUCGCAUAUCCACUAAAAUACGAGAUUGCAGAGAAAUGGCUGCACCCAAAUCACCAUUUCAGAUAAUAUUAGGUUCAUCGUCAAUGGCUCGUCGGCGCAUUCUGUCGGAAAUGGGAUACGAGUUCACUAUAAUGACGGCGGACAUUGAUGAGAAAGCGAUUAGGAAGGAAAGGCCUGAAGAGUUGGUGGUGGCUCUGGCUGAGGCAAAGGCAGAUGCAAUUAUGUCAAGAAUUCUAGCCACUGGCGUUCAACUCAACAAUGAUGCACAUCCGACACUGCUAAUCACUGCGGACACUGUGGUGGUCUAUGAAGGAACAAUUAGAGAAAAACCAUCCAACAAGGACGAAGCUCGUAAAUUUAUCAAAGGCUAUUCUGGUAGUCAUGCUUCUGUUGUAGGUUCUGUACUUGUAACCAACCUUAUGACAGGAACAAGAAAAGGGGGAUGGGAAGAGGCAGAGGUUUAUUUCUAUGACAUACCAGAGGAGAUUAUAGAUACCCUGAUUGAAGAUGACGUUACAUUCAAAGUAGCUGGGGGUCUGAUGUUGGAGCAUCCACUGACUUUGCCAUUGGUUGAGGCAGUGGUAGGUUCAACUGACACAGUGAUGGGACUUCCCAAAGCUCUUACGGAGAAACUCAUGAAUGAUGCUCUAUAGCUCACUAAGGUAACGAAAAAACGAAGUUCUUUUACCUUUUGUUACAUCAUGUUACUGUGGAAAAUUAGGAUUGAGAUUCUUAUUCUUGAUUGGAGCCCCAUCUUGGUCAUAGAUAUGAUAAGCUUCGGUUCUACAGGAACUAUUAUCAUCAUCUUGAUAAACAUGCUGAUGAUUCGUAAUUUUCUUUCACGAGAAGGAAAAUAUAGUACGUACUUUUCUUUGUAAGAAAAGGCAAACUAGAAUGAUUUUGUGAAGGUCCAUUGUUUGAUGUUUCUCUCCUUAGUGCAUUCUUAAAGUUGUUCUUUUUCACAAGAAUUACUGUUUUUUUUAUCACGUGGAUGAAUGUGCUGAUGGUUGGUAAUUUUUUUU
Cucumis sativus (cucumber) is the source of this 1472-nucleotide messenger RNA. Its product is annotated as 7-methyl-GTP pyrophosphatase. Gene Ontology annotation, molecular function: nucleoside triphosphate diphosphatase activity. The record is from RefSeq and is a predicted model, not a curated record. The transcript is spliced from 9 exons. Lineage: Eukaryota; Viridiplantae; Streptophyta; Magnoliopsida; Cucurbitales; Cucurbitaceae. The coding region runs from base 405 to 1103 and encodes 232 amino acids.